ACCUGCCAGUUAAAUUCGGAAAAGUACAAUAAAUUCCAUCUGACGGAGCUACUCACUGUCCCAAUUCAGCGUGUUCUCAAAUACCAUUUACUACUUGAGCAACUGUGCAAACUGACCCCUGUGGAGCAUCCGGAGCGUCCGGGACUGAUCAAAGCGCAUGAAGCGAUGAAAGAAUUGGCUCAGUCUAUCAAUGAGGUCAAGCGCGAUUUGGACACAAUCAGUGCCAUCGAUCAGAUCCAAUCCAGUCUGCUUCAUCCGGAGGUGUUUCGUUUUGCAUCGGUUGGAGCCGCUGUUCGUUCGUCUGGUUCCACCGUCUCACACACACGCACUCACGCGGUACGGCCUUGUGAAUAUCUCUGA
Molecule: messenger RNA, 360 nt
Organism: Echinostoma caproni
Lineage: Eukaryota; Metazoa; Platyhelminthes; Trematoda; Plagiorchiida; Echinostomatidae
Source: the annotation of a GenBank genome assembly